This is a messenger RNA of Lachancea nothofagi CBS 11611, 936 nucleotides long. Lineage: Eukaryota; Fungi; Ascomycota; Saccharomycetes; Saccharomycetales; Saccharomycetaceae. The record is from the annotation of a GenBank genome assembly.
AUGUCUUUUCAAAAUCAGUUCGUCGUGGCGUCCUGUAAAAAUCAACUCAUACCCCAGCAACUUACCAAUAACGUAUUUUUCGGACCACUGAAUACCCUAUCACAGCUCGACUUUCUGCAAACCCACAACAUCAAGUUUUUCGUUGCCGUGGGGAUUCCCACGAGCCGCGUAGCUCAAUACUGCAAGUCCAUGUCAGCGGAACAUUGUUUGGUUGUGAACUUCGAUUCCGAAUUCAGCCCUCAAACCAUGCUUUCACAGUCGGACUUAGACUUAACCUCACAGUACUGUCAAACGCAAUCUAUGUCCUUGGAGCUACUGAGGUCUAGAGUUGCAGCACAAACUGCAACCUAUUACAACUCCGAUCGUGGUUUGACACCACAACCGGAGUUAGAUCAAACAUUGUACCACAGCGCGAACAACUACAAUUGCAAUGUGAUCACUGCGGAAGGCAUCAGCAAGUUUGAGACUUUCAACGACUUGCUCACCUUGUUCAAGCUAUCAAACUCUGGAAAUGUACUGGUUUUUUCUUCCAGUGGUAAUGACCAAGAACUCGUAGCUUUGCUUAUCUCGCAUAUUCUGCAGAAUAACACAGAGACGUCACUCAUGGAGGCUUUCCAGUAUAUCAGAUCCUUAAGGCCGUCGAUCGCAUCAAUCCAGCCAGAUUCAAUAUUUUGGUGUCAAGGUCUCACGGAAUUUGCUGAUAGAAUCAGACUACAAACAACGUUUAGCCAGAAUAAUGAUAAUUCCAUGAACUUAAGCGUUUCCUCCAAUCCAGGAUCCAUUGCCGCUAAGAGGCGAACUUUAGUAUCUUCUGAUGACGAAGAUGACUAUUCCGAUUCAACAAAUAUCACAGUUGGUAGUUUUCAACCGGACCGGUCUGCUUCUGGGACACCAAAGGCCAGGAAAAUUGGCACACGCCUCCCGGAUAUGUAUUGA